AAGAGAAGCACUGAUCUAUAAUAAAAGAAAAGAUGAUGAUGGAAAAGAAAACCAGAACAAUUCAGCACAUAACUUGGUUUCUAUGGUUCGUGGUGGUGCUGUUUGUAUGGGCGUGCAUAGCCACUGCAUCAUUAGCAGCAAGUUCUAUUGCAAAUCCUGGUUGCCUUGAAACAUGUGGAGAUGUAAUUGUUCCGUACCCGUUCGGGAUUGAAGACCCCAAGUGUGCAAAGAACGAGUCCUUCCUACUCGUUUGCAACCGUAGCACCAAUCCUCCUAAACUGUACAUAGGUGAAAACAUGUUUUUGUACAACAUAUCGGUGGAGAACGGCACAGCAACCACCGGCAUAGAUGCAGCAUUUCGUUGCUACAAUGAAACAGGGCUCAAGUGGCGAUUUGAUCAGCAAAUUACACUGUCAAAAGGGCCACUGACCUUCUCCGACUCCCGAAACAAGUUUACAUCUCUCGGUUGCGAUAACUUGGCCCUCAUGAAUGAUGCUGACGGUGGUUUUGGGGGUGGAUGUUUCUCCUUGUGCGGCUACAAUGAAAACGGUCCUCCUGAUGAUGGCUCUUGCUCAGGUGUUGGAUGCUGCCAGACACCAAUUCCUAAGCACCUCAAGACAUUAAAUAUUACUCUUGAAAAAGUAGGCUCAAACAAUAUAAGCGAUAAUUCGAUGAGUAAUAUUUCGUGCAUCUAUGCCUUCUUAACGGAUCCAACCUUGUUCGAUAUGUCCACUGUAGACCUCUACAUUGACCCAUUAAUUGAUAAUCGGUAUCCUAGUCCACCAGUGGUGCUUGAUUGGGUGGUGGGAAAGGAAAAGUGCGAAGCAAGUGAAGGACCCUCAGGAUACGCCUGCGGCGACACUGGAACUUCGUGCAACUACUCGGACAAUGGCCGCGGAUAUCGUUGCCUUUGUAAAGAAGGAUACAUGGGAAACCCCUACCUCCGCCAAGGCUGCCAAGAUAUAAAUGAGUGCGAAGAUCCAAGCACCUACCCAUGUGAAGGUACUUGCAAAAAUACACCAGGAAAUUACACAUGCAUCUGCCCACUUGUUAUGCGCGGUGACGGUAAAGUUGCUUGUCAUGGAGUUCGUCUUGUCAUAAUUGUCACAGUUCUAGGAGCAAUCAUUUCGUUUGUGAUCAGCAUUCUCCUAAUCUUCAUUCUCUAUAAAAGGAGGAGACAAGAAAAAAACUUCAUAAAACAUGGUGGUUUAGUGCUGCAGAACCAAAGGGUAAGGAUAUUUAAAGAGGAAGAGCUAAUAAAAGCCACCAAUAACUAUGGCCAUCUUCUAGGUCAAGGCGGUUUUGGAUCAGUUUACAAAGGGGUAUUAGCUGAUGAUACGCACAUUGCCGUCAAGAAGCCUAGGGGCUUGGACAAGACAGAUCUUAACCAACAAUUUCAACAUGAAAUUUGUAUUAUUUCCCAGGUCAAUCACAAGAAUGUCGUCAAGCUCUUAGGUUUAUGCCUACACACUGACAUUCCAUUGCUUGUUUAUGAAUUCAUAUCAAAUGGAACCCUCUCUGAACAUAUCCAUAAGACUAAGUCAAGUUUCUUAAGUUCAUGGAAGAAUUGUCUAAGAAUAGCUGAAGAGACAGCAUCCGCCCUAAGUUACUUGCAUUCUUCAGCAGACCCACCAAUCAUUCAUAGAGAUGUAAAGUCCAGUAACAUACUCUUAGAUGAUCACCAUACAGCAAAAGUAUCUGAUUUUGGAGCUUCAGUUCUCAUUCCAAUAGGUCAAAAUGGACUAAGUAUAGCCGUGCAAGGAACUCUCGGUUACCUGGACCCUGAAUAUCUAACAACAGGUAAUUUAACCGCAAAAAGUGAUGUAUAUAGUUUCGGAGUUCUCCUCGUAGAGCUCUUAACAGGACAGAACCCGUGCACUUUUACUAGGUUUGGAAAAAGGAGUAACCUCAUUCAAUAUUUCAUCUCUUCAUUACAAGACAAAAAUCUAUUACAAAUUUUGAAUUUUGAGGCCAUUGAUAGAAUUGAAAGGGAGCAAAUAUUGGAAGUUGCUAAACUGGCAAUGAAUUGUCUUAAUAGUUGUGGGGAAAAAAGGCCACCAAUGAUGGAAGUGGCAGAGGUUCUUGCUAAGCUAAUGAGAGUAUCCCGUGAAAGCUUGUUGGUUCAGCAUAACAGUGAAGAUACAAAGAGCUUAACUAGUGACUUAUCAUUCCAUGGUUUUGAGUAUGAGAAUGCAACUUCUCACAUGGGCUGCCAAUUAUCUGAGUUCCAUCUCAGUGAAACCCCAUUGAUAUUGAACCAAGUUGACUCAUCCAUAUAUUUAUGAAACAGUCUCAAGUACCCUAUAU
Quercus robur (English oak) is the source of this 2307-nucleotide messenger RNA. RefSeq names its product wall-associated receptor kinase 2-like. Gene Ontology annotation, molecular function: protein serine/threonine kinase activity; polysaccharide binding; calcium ion binding. The record is from RefSeq and is a predicted model, not a curated record. The transcript has 3 exons. Lineage: Eukaryota; Viridiplantae; Streptophyta; Magnoliopsida; Fagales; Fagaceae. Gene Ontology annotation, biological process: protein phosphorylation; cell surface receptor signaling pathway. The coding region runs from base 33 to 2285 and encodes 750 amino acids. Gene Ontology annotation, cellular component: plasma membrane.